This is a messenger RNA of Opisthorchis viverrini, 589 nucleotides long. RefSeq lists its product as hypothetical. The record is from RefSeq and is a predicted model, not a curated record. Gene Ontology annotation, cellular component: cytoskeleton. Lineage: Eukaryota; Metazoa; Platyhelminthes; Trematoda; Opisthorchiida; Opisthorchiidae. The transcript has 4 exons. The annotation marks the transcript as partial.
AUAGGGUGCAGGUCCUUCAACCUUAGCUUCCGAUUAAAGCACUACCCAGCAGAUCCAUUGAAAGAAGUCAAACAGGAUUUUACCAGAUACCUAAUCUAUCUGCAAAUACGUCGUGAUCUUGCCCAGGGUCGUCUAUUAUGCCCUCCGGAGAUGGUGGCUCAAAUCGGCGCUUUAGUGGCACAAGCUGAACUGGGAGACGCCCCGGCUGAGGAUGAGUUGGAAUUAUCCAAAGCGUCAAAUACACAGGGAUCCCAAACAAACAUGAACUCGGAGAAUGAUACUUACAAUAAUGUCAAUGGGUCAGGAAAUCACCCACAAAGCGGUACACCGGAGCCCACUACUGCCAUCGAAUAUUUGAGGAAUUUCAAAAUAUUCAACACGCAAACACCGAAGACCAUCAUGGAAAUAGUGAAGCAACACCAAAAACUACGAGGUCUCACUGUUCAGGAAGCGGAAUCGGAACUUCUUUCACGAACUUCACAACUUCCAACAUACGGUAUUGACCCGUUUCCUGUUGUCGUAAGUUUUCUAUUGUCUAUUAUUUGUUGCUUUGCGUUAUGAUCCUAGUAAGCUUAAUCUUAUACAGUGG